Osmia lignaria (orchard mason bee) is the source of this 2262-nucleotide messenger RNA. RefSeq lists its product as uncharacterized. The record is from RefSeq and is a predicted model, not a curated record. Lineage: Eukaryota; Metazoa; Arthropoda; Insecta; Hymenoptera; Megachilidae.
CUUGGUACCAGGUUGCCGAAGGAGGUCACCCGGUCACCCAGAUGAGGUUCCUUGCCCGUUGUUACCUCCGCACCUCGGCCAAUGGCGUGGCACCUCAUCGUCGCCGUGGCCAAUCCUGUCGCCAGUUUUCGUGCCGACCGCCAACCGAUCGUCGAUCCGAGACCCGCGGCCGGCUUUGUGGCCAGAUUUAAGCUUCUUCCUUGCCGGUCAGGAUCUCCAGCUUCUUCAACGUGCGUAUAUCCUUUUUGACAGUUUUCCAACCGGCAGUGUCUCGAUCGACGCGUUCAGCCUAGCUCUGCUCAGCGAGGAUUUUUCAUUCGAAAGAAACGAAAAAAAGGAAAAGAAAGACGGGAACAACGCGAUGAGGUGCACGAUCCUGGUGUUGCUGACCACCGCCGUCGCCCUGGUGUCUUCCGCUGGAUUGCUCGAGACCCUGCUCUCCUGGGAACUGCCGGAUGCCGUGGGCAGAUCGACCGCUCCUCAGUCGCAAUGCUUGUGUCAAACCUCGAAUUGUUUGUGCUGCGUCGAUCUGAAUCUGACGGCGACCAUCGAUCUCGGAGGUCCUGCUUGCAUCAACGUCAAACAGAAGGAACAGAACGUCUCGUUGAACCUGAGCUACGGUGACAAUCCAGUGCACAAUGCCACCAUCAGGAUCGCUGACGCGGCGAACAGACCAACCUGCAUGAAUCUACUGUCGGAUCUGGCGCAGAUAUGCGCGAAAUUCACGUCGAUGAAGCAGGCGGAGGCUGGAUACGAUGGUUGUCUGGUGAUCGAGCCAGCUUUACUGGGAACACCCCAAGCCACCUAUCCCAUGGGAUGCUUCAAUUUCAACCAAGUGGUGCGCCAGGUUGAAGCUUCUGCCAUCAUCGAGACGACAGAGGCGACGGACAGUUCCGAAGAGGAGGAUGACUCUCUGAACACCGACGAGCUGAUCGCGGCGGUGUCAGCCAGCGCGGAGCAGGGUAUAGCUUUGUUUUCUCAAUGGCUGGGUCUCAAUUUGAAUCCGAAACUAAAUUUGACCAGCAAGAACAACAAUCAAGAGACCAAUCAACGAGCAAUUCCGUCCACGACCUCCAGGUCCGCUCGAGCUCAAUGGGAUCAAGAAGAGAAGAACGACGAACGAUUCAAACAGUUGCUCAGCGCACAGGAUAAUAUCCUGAAGGGUUCGGCUAUGAUCGGCCAAUCGAACGGUGCUGAAACCACGUUCGUUUAUUCGAAACCCCCCGAGCUAUUGUCUGAGAAAAUCUCGGACGGGAGGAGGGUCGAUGAAAUGAAAAUCGCCCCUCAACACCUGGCCGUGGUACCGAAAGAGUCUAGACGAGGCGGUAGAGCGUACAACAUUCAUCAACACGUAAAUGAAAUUUGAAAAGAAUAAUUUUUCAUUCGACAAGACGAGGGUGAAAGUUAUAAUUUCGUAGAGUUUAGGAUAUCGCACGUAGACUGUACACGAUCAUUUAGGUCAAGAGCUAUCGUUCUUUUUUCCCCAGUAUUUUAUCCUCCCUUGCAAUUUUAAAUCGUGCAAAAGAAGAUUAAAAAAUAUAUUUUUGUAUAUUUCGUUUUUCUAAGCAAGGUUUCUGGAUCUGCUCCCAUCUUCUUCAUACUAUUAAUUCGAUCAAUAAUCCUUCGAAUUUCGACGAAUGAUUCUAAAAUAUCGUUCGUUCAUUUCUAGUAGGCUGAAUCGAUCAUUUCUCUGAUCAGCCCUGUCAGAAUGAUCUCUCUCGUAAUUGUGAUCGUCUUUCUCUUCUUGUCUUCGCGAAGAUUUGAUUUUAUUCGAUGCAUCAUCAGCGGUUGUUCUACCUUUACGCGAACCAAGUGAACGUAGGAUUAUACAUUGUAAAAGUAACAUACAGUUUGAAAAGAAAUGGUAAACUCGCGUCCAUUAUGCGAAAUAUUUAUUUGUUUUUUUUCGACCCCGCAUAGUAAAUAGAAAAUACAGCAACGUUUCUUCGAGUAGUUCGUAUGCAUGCGACAACAUCGACGGUAAAACAUGUAUAAACGUUGUCGAGCGACAAAGAUGGUUGUUGUUCUUUUUUUUUUUUGUUUAAUAAAAAAAUAAUCGUACUACCUAUUCGCGUGUACAGACACGUAUAUAAUGUACGCACGUGUACGUAGAUGAUCGGACAGAAUGAAUUCAAGUGAUCGAUACCAUUGUUCAUCGAUCGGGUAAAUUGAAGAAAAAUCAAUCGCUGAUAAUUAUCGUCAGGGUAAAUUUUGUAAUCGCAUUUUUGUAACCGGGACCAAUUUAAUAAAACCAAAAAGAAA